Mizuhopecten yessoensis (Yesso scallop) is the source of this 1831-nucleotide messenger RNA. RefSeq names its product dopamine beta-hydroxylase-like. The coding region runs from base 16 to 1707 and encodes 563 amino acids. The record is from RefSeq and is a predicted model, not a curated record. Lineage: Eukaryota; Metazoa; Mollusca; Bivalvia; Pectinida; Pectinidae. Gene Ontology annotation, molecular function: dopamine beta-monooxygenase activity; copper ion binding. The transcript is spliced from 10 exons.
GAAUUCCACAGCAUAAUGUGGGACAGAAUCGUAAGAGUUUUGUGUCUUUUUCUGCUGUGCCUGUGUGACGUCAUCUUUGGAUUUAACAUAUUUCAAGAGAGAAUUCCGAAUGGUGACAAAGUUCAAGAUCCAUGUAAUAGAAAUGAUAUAUGGAAGGGAGUUGGCCACCAAAACAAGCUGGGAGGUGGACUAACAAAUCCAUUCGGCCAGGCAUUUAAAAACAAUAAUUUCGUAUGGGACAAGAGCUUCUGCAUGCUUGACUCCGACGGAGAUGGAGCUACAAACGGACGAGAACUCGGCGAUCCACUCUGUAUAUGGAAAUAUGGACGCAGCCCAAUAUUUGAACCCAAUGGCCAUCCUGGUGUUUGCGAACCAUGGAGCUCACCCUUCUGCCAAAAACAAAACGCCAAUUGGCUCAAAUGCCCAACUGUUCCUGUCGACUGUGAGUUCAUUAGGCAGCAAGGUGUUCAAAAUAUGGCAUUGAGAUUACCGGAUACAGCUGUACCGGCGCAAGAGACCACCAACAUGUGUGUGAACCUUGAGUUUCCAUCAGAUCGGGAUUACCACGUGAUCGCUGAUACGGCAUUCCUUAACAACAGCAAGGUUUUGCAUCAUAUGACAUUACAGGCUUGCUCUCCAGGAGUGACUGUUACGGCUUUGGCACAUCCCUUGGGUCAAGUUUACCCAUGCGAAAUGCUGGCCGAACCACUCCUUUGUCCAGACUUAAUGGUCGGAUGGACUCCGACUAUUGGCGGGAACUGCCAUCCUCUCGAGGCUGGGUACAAAAUCGGACUGACGGGGUAUCGGUAUGCUAUUCUUCAGGUGAUGUGGAACAACCCUUCUAAGGCAGUUGGCGAGAGGGAUAGUUCAGGCAUACUUUUAUUUUAUACACCUCAACUGAGACGGUUCAAUAUCGGGAUGCUUACUGUAGGAACUAAUAACGUUGCUAUUCCUCCUGGGGAGAGAGGCUUCGACGUAGAGGCACAGUGUUAUCCAACAUGUACCAGAAAACAACUGUCCAACCCAAUCCGUCUCCUCACCGGGUAUAACCAUAUGCAUUAUGCAGGUGCUGAGAUGAGAGUGACUUUGAAAAAGCCAGGAACGGUCCAAGAGGAAACACUAACACGUGAUAUAGUGUACGAUUACGACAACCCUGUCAUUCAUAAAUUUUCGUCGUCGAUUGAUAUAAAGCCUGGAGACGCCAUCUAUACUUCGUGUUCUUACAACACGAUGACUCGCAACAUGUCGACCUUCUUUGGUAGAACUACCUCUGACGAGAUGUGUCUAGGAUUGUUCAGUUAUUACCCAGCAGAACAUUUGUCUCCGCGCCAUUGUUUUUCGGAGAUGGGGUUACCCCAGUGUGCUCUCACAGACAGCGCCACCAUUGUAGAUAGGUGUCACGUGGUCACGUUUCCGUCCAGUCCUGAGGCUACCGCCAUAAUACAAUCGUUGAAGGAUAACUGCAUUCCAUUUAGAUGCCUAAGAGAGUGCAUAAAUGUUGUGAAGAAAAUCAGAACAAAUCCAUGCUUUAAGGGGACGGUAAAUGACUACAUUAUAAAACAAAUACAGACACUUCACGGCCUCGAAACAAUAAUGCGCCUGAAGUCCUGUGACGUUGAGAUUGCCCAAGAACAGGGACUCUGCAACAAACUUGUUGGCCAGACCAAUUGCUAUUGUAGCGACCCUCCGAUGCGACGAAAGGUAUAAACAUUUCCGUGUUUCGGACAUCCGUAACAGUGCCACAUAUAGGGACAUGUUUUGAUAUACAAUUUCUGUGCUGAAGGUCUGAAUGUAUUGUCAUUGACAGUUAUAAUAAAUUAUAUACGCUGUA